AUGGCAGAGAACGAAGACAUAGAGCCGCAUCAUGUCUCGGCAUCCGUGCCCGCCAAGGUGGACAUUUCGACUGUCCAGGAGGCUGCGGCGGCAACUGAUGCUGAGCACAACAUGGGCCUUGUCAAAUCCUUCAAGCUGUAUCGGAAAGCUUGUUUGUGGUCCAUCUUCAUCUCGACUUGCAUCAUCAUGGACGGCUUCGACACGGCCCUUUUGCGGUCGCUCUUUGCGUACCCAGCCUUUCAACGCCAAUUUGGAGACCUGCAGCCCAACGGGUCUUACCAACUCACGGCCGCUUGGCAGUCUGGCCUCACCAACGGAGUGCUCUGCGGCUCAAUCAUAGGUCUCUUCAUGAACGGUAUCCUCGCCGACCGCUUUGGGUAUCGCAAGACAUUAAUCGGUGCGCUGAUUGCAAUCACGGGCUUCAUCUUCAUCAUCUUCUUUGCCAAAUCGCUGCCUCAGCUUCUCGCUGGAGAAAUCCUUGCCGGAAUCCCGUGGGGAAUCUUCCAGACGCUGACAACCACGUACGCCUCGGAGGUCUGCCCGACCCAUCUUCGAGCCUAUCUGACGACGUACAAUAACCUCUGCUGGGUUAUCGGCCAGUUUAUCGCGUCUGGCGUCCUCCGCGCCAUGGUCUCCAGGACGGACGAAUGGGGCUAUAGGAUUCCAUUUGCGCUGCAGUGGAUGUGGCCAGUCCCUUUGAUAAUCGGCAUCUACCUUGCUCCCGAGUCUCCCUGGUGGCUCGUCCGCCGCGGAAAACUAGACGAGGCCAAGCACUCGUUGGCCCGUCUCACUAGCCGCAACGUUGAGGAUGCCGACUUUAGCAUUGACGAGACCAUAUCGCUGAUGAUUCACACCAACGAGAUGGAGAGAGAGUUGACCUCGGGCACGACGUACUGGGACCUCUUCAAGGGCGUCAAUGCUCGCCGCACCGAAAUCGUUUGCAUGGUUUGGAUGGGCCAGACUCUCUCUGGCUCCAACUUUAUGGGAUACUCGACAUAUUUUUACCAACAAGCAGGAUUGGCCGUCAGCAACUCCUUUAGCAUGUCCCUCGGCCAAUAUGGCAUUGGCAUCGUCGGCACUAUCAUGUCUUGGUUCUUGAUGACUUGGUUCGGUAGAAGAACAUUGUUCUUUACCGGCCAAGUGUGCGCGUGCAUCAUCCUCUUCACCAUUGGCUGCGCGUCUUUCGCAGGCUCACACGAUACUGGUGCGCAAUGGGGCAUCGGCUCCUUGCUCCUCAUCUUUACGUUUGUAUACGACUGUUCAGUUGGUCCCAUCUGUUAUUCCCUCGUUGCCGAGCUCACGUCUACCCGUCUGCGAACCAAGUCUGUGGUGUUGGCCCGGAACAUGUACAACGUCGCCAGCAUCAUUGCCAACAUCCUGACACCACGGAUGCUCAACCCCACCGCAUGGGGCUGGGGUGCAAAGACGGGCUUCUUCUGGGCUGGCACCGCGUUAUGCUGUGCCACCUGGACCUUCUUCCGCCUCCCGGAGCCCAAGGGCAGGACAUACGGUGAGUUGGAUACCUUGUUCGAGCAGAGAGUGAGCGCCCGCAAGUUUGCCACCACUGCCGUGGGAAGGAUUGAUGCCGGGUUCGAGUCUGUUUCGAUUAGAAAGGAUGGAGGUUCCACGGCCGAGAUUGAGCAGGUAACGACCAAGUCGUAA
Molecule: messenger RNA, 1662 nt
Organism: Trichoderma aggressivum f. europaeum
Lineage: Eukaryota; Fungi; Ascomycota; Sordariomycetes; Hypocreales; Hypocreaceae
Exons: 2
Coding region: 1-1662 (553 amino acids)
Biological process (GO): carbohydrate transport; transmembrane transport
Cellular component (GO): membrane
Molecular function (GO): carbohydrate:proton symporter activity
Source: RefSeq, a predicted model, not a curated record